This is a messenger RNA of Malassezia vespertilionis, 480 nucleotides long. RefSeq lists its product as uncharacterized. The transcript has 2 exons. Lineage: Eukaryota; Fungi; Basidiomycota; Malasseziomycetes; Malasseziales; Malasseziaceae. The record is from RefSeq and is a predicted model, not a curated record. Bases 1 to 480 code for a protein of 159 amino acids.
AUGCCGUGGCUGCUGCAAGACGCGGCGAAAGUAAAGGCCUCUAUCGGAUCGUCAAAAGAAGCGCGUUGUGCAUUUGAUGGAGACGAAGAGACCGUCUGGACGGUAGAGCUGGGCUCGCCGAGCAUUUCGGCACACGUCCUCGUUGCAAGCACACUUUCAGCGCCGCGCCGCGUAGAAACGUGGCAAGCGCUGGAAUGCAUCUUUGCAGGCGGUUUCUCGCCGAUUCGUAUCGUGACACUUGCUGGGUUUGCGCGCGAAGGAAGCAAAGAGGUGGAGUGGAUUGAAGUGCAAGAAUCGUACCCUCGCGACGGAAACAUGCAACAGUCGUUUGCGUAUGAACCCGAGGCAGUGGCUGCAACGCUGCGAGCGAGGGGCAAAAGAAGCACUGAUGCGUGCACCCACAUUGCAUUGCGUUUGGACGGGAGUACAGAUGGGUUUGGGCGUGUGAUUGUAUACAGGUUAAAUGUGCUAGCUACAUAA